Messenger RNA from Colletotrichum godetiae, 3198 nucleotides. RefSeq lists its product as uncharacterized. The record is from RefSeq and is a predicted model, not a curated record. Gene Ontology annotation, cellular component: nucleus. Bases 1 to 3198 code for a protein of 1065 amino acids. NCBI's taxonomy places the organism in Eukaryota, Fungi, Ascomycota, Sordariomycetes, Glomerellales, Glomerellaceae. Gene Ontology annotation, molecular function: protein binding. The transcript has 3 exons.
AUGAUGCACUUUCUGGGCCAUCGUCGAACGGCCUCGCAACAGAGUAUCGACCCCGAGACACAACAGCAGCCACAGCAACAAUGGCGUCCGCACCACCAGCAUCGCCUAAGCGCGUCUUCGGCUCUUUGGCAAGCGGCCCAGGCCUUGGGGUCCAUUGGAGCCCCGGCCGCUGCCGCUGCUGCCGCCACCACAUCCCCUCCAGCUUCGAGUCCCUCUGCCUUUGAGUCUUUGUCUGGAGGAGGUGGUGUUUCUGGAGGUGUUGCUUCGUCAGCUUCAGCCUCCAAUCCGCCGCCGCCUGCCAAUGUCAGUUUGGAUGGCCCUCCAACUGCAGGUACAACAGGUACAACUGGCGACACCACUGGCACUGGCAGUAGUAGUAGGACGGCUGGCCACACCCGCCCACCCCUGCCCAACACGGUACCUUCCAACUCAUCGUCGGUUUACUCCCAGCACUCGCAGCAAUCGCAAUAUUCGCCGUAUUCUCAGCAACAACUGCAACAACACCACCACCAGCAACGGCAGUCUGGCUAUUUUCAGCCCAACCACCACUCCCAUCCUUCAGCUUCCGGCCCUCCUCCUCACGCCGGGCUCGGCAUCGGGCUCGCUUCUCCCACAACCACUUCCUCCCUUCAAUACACCCCGGGAGCCUUGAAUUCAACCUCGACCUCGACACCAACAUCAACUUCCGCAUCCACAACAGCAGCAGCAGCAGCCUCCUCCACUGCGGCUGGUGCGCCUGGGCCAUUAGUGCCCAAAGAUCCCCCCGCCCUUCCCAACUUCCACUGGGACAGCGACUAUUACCAGAACACGAACAAUAGGAACAACACCAACAGCGAAGGCACCACCACCACCACCACCAGCGCCGCGGCCUCUCGUACGCCCACCACAGCGACCGACUCCGCUUCCGCCCGCACCCUCCAGCCUCACCAAUCCCACUCACACUCUCAGUCCCAUUCUCACUCUUACUCUCACUCUCAUUCUCACUCCCAUUCUUAUUCGCACUCCUACUCUCAGUCCAACCCCUACGCUCCCUCUUCUUCCUCUCAGCCGCCUUCCUCCUCGAAUAACCCUUCUUUCUCCCAUUCGCGCUCCCAAUCCUACGCCCAGCACAACCAGCAGCGUGCCUCCAUCCCCGCCGCUCUGCUUCCGGCCCAUGGCCAGCAGCUGCACCGAGACUCUACCUACUCGCUGUCUACCCACUCCACUGCGACUGAGACAUCAGGGCCGCCGGGCCUUUCCCCCUCCGUCACACUGCUGCCCGCGCCAACGCCCUCCUCCUCCUCCUCCUCCUCCUCGCCAUCUUCCUCCUCUGCUCUCGCAGCCAUGAACCAGCAACAGCAGCAGCAGCAGUCGCCGCAGCAGUCGCAACCCCAGUUCCAAACUAGCACCCCGCGACGCACUGGCACCUACAGCUCCCAGCACGACGAAUUGCACAUGCCAGCGGGCAUGAUCCAGCACGGCCAGCCUUCACCCCGCGAAUACUCAUCAUCCUCUGCUGCCCCCGCCGCACCCCAUAUCAAGCUGGAGCAGUCCUCCCCAAGCACCCACCCCCACGCGCCUCCUUACCAAAGCACAUCGUCGGUGCCCAACGUCUUGCAACCAGGUGGUGCAGGCGGUCGACCUCCCGCCAUCUCUGCCAACACUGCUCCCAGUAUGUCUGCCAUGCAGCCCCAGCAGCAGCAAGACUAUCAGACGCCUUCCAAGCCUCCCAGCUUGAGCCUAUCCCACAGCUACUCGCGCUCUUCGCCUGCUGCCGGAUACGAAGGUGCAUCGUCCUUUGCGCCCUACACGCCAACCACACCCAGUGGUUCGGGAUCCCAAUUCAUGUCUCCGCCAGACCAAAAGUACAAUGCGCCCGGCUCCCAGCGAAACAUCUCGAACACGCCCUUGGGCUUGGCCGAUAUUCGACCCCGCGCCGACUCGAGCAUGUCCGAUGGCGUGCCCGGUAGCGCUGCAUAUGAGCUUGCCAACGCCCAGCCUGGCACGAGCAACUACCUCGCUCCUUGGGCCCUGUAUGCCUUUGACUGGUGCAAGUGGCCUCCCCAAGGCAACGGCGCCGGAAAGCUUGCUGUUGGCAGCUAUCUAGAAGAUGGACACAACUACAUCCAAAUCCUCGAUACCCAAAUGGUCCCAACGCCCAACGAUGUCUACCAGCCUGGCACCCCAAAGAUCAACCUCGAAUUCCAAAAAGUCGCCGAAGCCACACAUUCCUACCCUGUGACGCGCUUGCUCUGGGAACCGCCUUCCUCGCAGAAGCAGUCUACUGACCUGCUUGCGACGUCCGGCGACCACCUUCGCCUGUGGUCUCUGCCCUCCGAGAGCCCUUCCUCCCAGAACAACUCCAUUACCAACCGAGCCAGAGACCCUGCCGUCACAAAACUUACGCCUCUCGCGCUUCUGUCCAACUCCAAGACCCCCGAUCAUACUGCGCCGCUUACCUCGCUUGACUGGAAUACUGUUUCUCCCAGCUUGAUAAUCACGUCCAGUAUCGAUACCACCUGCACGAUUUGGGACAUUCCGUCGCUGACGGCCAAGACGCAACUGAUCGCCCACGAUAAGGAGGUCUACGAUGUUCGCUUCUGCGCCAACAGCGUUGACGUAUUCGUGAGCUGUGGACAAGACGGUAGUGUCCGCAUGUUCGAUUUGCGCAGUCUUGAGCACAGCACCAUCAUCUACGAGCCCACCGGAAAGGAUGAGCGAGAUGCCAAUGGUGGACGGAUCAGCCCUACGCUUGCGCAGCAGACCAUGUCGAACCCUCCGCCCUUGUUGAGACUAGCAACCUCUCCCCACGAUACCCAUUUGCUGGCCACAUUUGCGCAAGACUCAAACGUGAUUCGUAUCCUUGAUGUGAGACAUCCUGGACAGGCUCUUCUCGAACUCAGGGGCCAUGGAGGUUCCCUCAACUCCAUUGAAUGGUCGCCUACGAGGCGCGGCGUUCUGGCUUCCGGAGCCGACGACUGCCAGGUGCUUCUUUGGGAUGUGUACAACAACAAUCCUGCUCUAAGUGGUGGUCCUCCUGCCAACGGUGCCGCCCAGCCAGACAACACGAGAAGCCCGUACGCUAGCUGGCAGUGCGAUUAUGAAGUUGGCAACCUUGCUUGGGUGCCUCAUCUUUCCACCGACCAGGGAGAGUGGUUAGGAGUCAGCGCCGGCAGGGGCCUUUGGGGUGUCAAGACAUGUGGACGAACCGGCGCCUGA